AAAAAUGUUCAAAUUUUCUAAUCAUUAGUCAACCAUGCAUUUGGAUUCUUCUUUAACAGUAACAGUUGGAAAACAGAGAUGGAAGACUUUCCAUUUGUCACACCACUUCAUUUGCCUUCAAUCUCGCAGAGACUUACUACAUAAAAUGAUAUCAUCUUUCUCUUUAUAAAGACCAGCCAAGAAGUUAAAAUAUAGACAAGAUAUUCAGAAAUGGAGAUAGAUGACUCCUUCAAGAGACCAGGUUCUGUACCAUUCAAGUGGGAGAUAAGGCCAGGGAUAGCCAAACCUGAUCACAAAAUCAGUACUCCACCAAUGCUGUCGAAGCUCAGACUUCCACCGUCCCGAAUUCCAGCUCUAUCUGAAGGUUCAAUUAUGCGUAGCAGCUCUCCAUCUCCGUCUCCAUCCAAACGGCAUAAUCUAUUCACUCUUUCUCCACCACCUUCUGAGUCGAAACGGCAUAAUCUAUUCGCUUUUUCUCCACCACCUUCUGUGUCGAAACGGCACGAUCUAUUUGCUUUUUCUCCACCACCUUCUGCAUUCCCUGUUUCACCGUCGAAGUCUCUGUCCAAACAGCGUAAUCUAGUUGCUUCUUCUUCACCACAGUCUGCGUCCAAAUGGCAUGGUAAUAACCGAGCAGAGAGAUCAUCUAAGGUAAUUGCCACCACUUCAGCAACUGUCUCACAAGGUUGUUUUGCUAUGCCACCCCUACGACGCAAGGAUGACAAGAAAUUGUUUUCUGGAGUUGGGAUGGUUGCUUUGUCGAACUCAUCAGUAUCAUCUCCAUCAUCAUUUGAGCGAAUGCUCAUAACAGCUGAGGCGGAGCUUGCAGCAAGUGGGCUUUUAUAGAGAAUCUUGUCUUAAA
Molecule: messenger RNA, 862 nt
Organism: Dioscorea cayenensis subsp. rotundata (Guinea yam)
Lineage: Eukaryota; Viridiplantae; Streptophyta; Magnoliopsida; Dioscoreales; Dioscoreaceae
Exons: 1
Coding region: 211-846 (211 amino acids)
Source: RefSeq, a predicted model, not a curated record